Messenger RNA from Thlaspi arvense, 2555 nucleotides. Lineage: Eukaryota; Viridiplantae; Streptophyta; Magnoliopsida; Brassicales; Brassicaceae. The record is from the annotation of a GenBank genome assembly.
AUGGGUACGGUCGCACUUAGCCGAAAUCAACUGUUUUGCUUACUUGGGGGAUUCUACAAUUUCAGGGCUUCUGAUUAUAAGCUUGGAAUCAGACAAGAGUCGCUCUGCUACUUACUGUUAUGUCUUAUCGUCUUGGAAUUGUGGAAGGAGACUCUCCCAUUGCACUCGGGUUCUCUCAUUUACAAGUUAGAAGGACUAAAGUCGAGUUCUUGGUAUGAAGUGAAGAUAUCAUACCCUGCUUCUUUUUCGCUGCAACUAAUAAAGAAAGGUGACAGCUUGAAGCUAAACCAGAUGAGGAGGUUACUAAACACUGAGAAGUUGAUCUUCAAAGUGGAAAGUCUCGAAGAAACUAACAACAAGGGUGGAUUGUAUGUUUUACUGACUGUGGAACCAGAAGGGAUCGUGGCUAUACCUAAUUCAGAAGAAAGAUCUUUCGUCGUUCACAACAUAGGCAAGUUUGUGAAGAACAACUCAUGGGCAUACCUUACUCAAGCUGUUCAGUGGUUAUAUUAGUAGUUUUGUGUCUCGUGGUGGCAUUCAUAGUUCCCCGAUUUCUGCAAUCUUCUCUUCUUAUAAAGAGACAAGGUGCACGUUGUUUGACGUCACACAUGUUUCUUCUUGGUUAUAUUUACUUGUCCAUGUCUCAAUUCUGCUCUCACUGUUAGGUUCAUGAGAUCUUAAUUUUUUUUACUGACAAAGCUCUUCUAGGUAUCUAAAUCCUUCUUUUGUAUUGACUUCAAAUCAGUUAUUUGUACAAUCCAAAAUUGUCUUUUUCUUCUUUUGAUUCUUAAAUAUUUGGAGACUUUACUGCCCAAAAGUGUGAGAUCCACACUGCUCAAAGACUGUAUAUUUCUGAGAAAGAUUUCAAAUUUGGCUGUCGACUAUGUGCAUGAUAUAAAAUGCAAAGUCUUUUUUCCCUUUAGAUUUUUUCUUAAAUAAAGUAAAGGUGGCCCUGUGAAAAUGACUCUGAAUUAUGAGGAAGAUAUCAAAUUAGGCUGCUAUGACUUGCAUUUUGUGUGGAUGGUAAAAUCUCAAUCUUCUUUUUUUUUUUCCCUUUGUAUUUUUUUAAACUAAAAAAAAAAAUAUACAUGCAAUAAUGUCUUCACAUAUUUUAUUUUUUAAGAUUCCCACAUGUGUUACAGAAGUUAGAAUCCUUAACAAAAUUUUAAUUUGUUUUUAACAUUCCUUCGAUGUGUAUAUUCCAAAUUUUUAAAUCUGAACUGCAAUCUUUAUCCACUUUAAUUCCCUCAUAAUAAUACGCUACUUCAGGUAAAGAUGAUGAGUUUGCUAAAGUCAGAUUUGUGAACCUGUAUAAAUACUUGUGAACCUGUUUUCUCCUUCGUUCACUUCAAAGAGCAUCUUAAAAGUUGCUACAAUGGUGGAAAAGCAGAGGGUAUGUGUUACUGGUUCAGGAGGAUAUAUCGCUUCAUGGCUCGUCAAGUCUCUUCUCUCCCGUGGCUACACUGUCCAUGGAACCGUCCGAGAUCCUUGUGAUGAAAAGAACAAUCAUUUGAAGAAAUUGGAUUAUGCUUCAAAGAAUCUGAAGCUUUUCAAGGCAGAUUUGUAUGAUUACGAAGGUCUUUCUUCAGCCAUUUCUGGUUGCUCUGGCGUUUUCCAUAUCGCUGGUCGUGUGCCUUUUGAAGGGGUUCCUAUCACAGAGGCAAAACUGAUUAAACCAGCUCUCACUGGCACCAAAACCGUUCUAGAAGCAUGCGCAGAGGCUAAAGUGAAGAAAGUUGUGGUUGUAUCAUCAAUUUCUGCAGCUGUUUACAACCCAAAAUGGCCUAGAGAUGUUGCCAUGGACGAGGAUUCUUGGUCAGACACUCAAUACCUUCACUCACUUGAGGGUUAUUGGCCUUAUUACUAUCUUGCCAAAACAUUAAUGGAACGUGAAGCAUUAGAGUGGAGCAAGAAAAGCUUAGCUGAUGUUGUUACGGUCUUGCCCUCUGUCACGAUAGGCCCUAGGCUUCAAUCAACGCUUAACUCUAGUAGCUUGGGACUUCUCAAAUUCAUAAAAGGCGGUAUAAAGUCAUUGUUGAGUGAUCAACUGUAUCUUGUGGAUGUGCGUGAUGUUGCGGAUGCGCUUUUGUUGGUGUAUGAAAAUCCAGAAGCCAAAGGAAGAUACAUAUGCAAUUCUCAUUCACUUCACAACAAUUCUCUUGUUACGAAGGUGAAGAACAUGUAUCCUAACCGCAACUUCCCUGAAAGCUUCACUGAGAUAAAAGAGAAGGAGGUGAAUGGAGAGAUGAUGCUUCGACUAAGUUCAAAGAAGUUGCAGAAUUUGGGGUGGAAGUUUAGGCCAUUAGAAGAAACCAUUGAUGAUUCUGUUGUGAGCUUUGAAGUUGCUGGUGAUCUUCCAUAGUGAAAGAAGAUAGUCUUCUUCUUCACUUUGUUAUUUACUCUUUGAAAUAAAGUGAAUUUCAUGAAAAUGGUCUUUGGAAAAAUCAGACUUUUUGUUAUCACUUUCACAAUUAUAUGAAUAAUUUGAUGGAACAUUUUAGAUUCUCUUUUAUCUAAAAACAAAUAUGGUUUUUAGUGGAUUUGAAUUCAACCAC